Molecule: messenger RNA, 3081 nt
Organism: Nannospalax galili (Upper Galilee mountains blind mole rat)
Lineage: Eukaryota; Metazoa; Chordata; Mammalia; Rodentia; Spalacidae
Gene: Csrnp1
Product: cysteine and serine rich nuclear protein 1
Exons: 5
Coding region: 190-1968 (592 amino acids)
Biological process (GO): regulation of transcription by RNA polymerase II
Cellular component (GO): nucleus
Molecular function (GO): DNA-binding transcription factor activity, RNA polymerase II-specific; sequence-specific DNA binding
Source: RefSeq, a predicted model, not a curated record
CGUCGCCGCUGCCGGACGCGCAGAGCCUGGGCGGGCUGGACAGACGGCUGCCGCGGCCGAGCGCACUGCAGGGUCUGCGGCGCGCGCUGCGUCCGGCGGGGCCGGGACGCGGAUCGCAGCGGUGCCGGUGGCGCGCUCUCCAGUCGCAGGCCUUCUGCCACCAGCCCCUGGAGUCCGAGAAGCACCACCAUGACUGGGCUGCUGAAGAGGAAGUUUGACCAGCUGGAGGAGGACUUCUCUUUCAGCUCCUCCUCCUCUUCCUCCCGAAGUUUCUCUUUCUCCUCCUCCCCCAGUUCUUCUGUCUCCCCUGCCUGGAACUCAGAUGAGGAGGAACCAUAUGGUCAGGCACCCCUGCCUGACCAGGACCUCUGUGGCCUCCAGAGUUUCACUCCCCCGUCCAUCUUGAAGCGGGCUCCCCGGGAGCGCCCACGCCAUGUAGUCUUCGAUGGCAUCACUGUCUAUUACUUCCCAAGGUGCCAGGGAUUCACUAGUGUGCCUAGCCGUGGUGGCUGUACCCUGGGCAUGGCUCCUCGCCACAGCACCUCUCGCCUGUUCUCCUUAGCUGAGUUUACACAGGAGCAAGCGCAGGCUCGGCGUGAGAAGCUCCGUCAACGCUUGAAGGAGGAGAAAAUGGAGACACUGAGGUGGAAGCUUUCAGCAACUGGGAUGCCUGAGACGGAGGCAGGCCUGCCCCUCACAGUGGAUGCCAUCGAUGAUGCCUCUGUAGAAAAGGACUUGGCAGUGGCUGUGGCCAGUGGCCGGUUGGAGGAAAUCAACUUCCUGCAGCCCCACCCACCUCGGAAACGUCGGGCCCUGCUGCGGGCUUCAGGUGUUCGAAGGAUUGAUCGAGAGGAGAAGCGAGAGCUGCAGGCACUGCGCCAGUCUCGGGAGGAUUGUGGCUGUCACUGUAAUGGGGUUUGUGACCCUGAGACCUGCAGUUGCAGCCUGGCAGGCAUCAAAUGCCAGAUGGACCAUACAGCAUUCCCUUGUGGCUGCUGCAGUGAGGGCUGUGAGAACCCCAACGGCCGUGUGGAAUUCAACCAGGCCCGAGUUCAGACACACUUCAUCCACACGCUCACCCGCCUGCAGAUGGAGCAGAGGACGGAGAACCUGGAGGAACUGGAGUCACCCACUCAGGAGAGUCCCCCUGCCCCUGUUGAGCAAACCCUGGUCUCCACUUUGCCACUGGCCAAGCCCCCUGUGAGCAGUGAGCUGGGAGACAACAGCUGCAGCAGUGACAUGACUGAUUCUUCUACGAUGUCCUCCUCCUCAUCUUCCUCAUCAUCUGGCAAUAGCAGGGCCCUGGACUGCCCCGAUCACCCCAGUUUGCCAGGUCCGGGCUUCCAGUCUGGCAUGGAUGACAGCCUAGCACAGAUCCUGAGUUUCAGUGACUCAGACCUCGGUGUUGAAGAGGAGGAAGAAGAGGAGGAAGGGGGUAUGGGGAACCUCGAUAACCUCAGCUGCUUCCAUCUGGCUGACAUCUUUGGUACUGGUGACCCCAGCGGCCUGGCCAGCUGGACGCAGGGCCAAUCUGGCUCCAGCCUCACAUCGAGCAUCCUGGAUGAGAACGCCAACCUAGAUGCCAGCUGCUUCCUAAAUAGUGGACUUGAAGGGUUGAGAGAAGGCAGCCUCCCUGGCACCUCUGGAGCCCCUGGCAGGGAUGCCAUCCAAAACGGCUCCUUGGAGCUCAGCUUAUCAUCCUGUGACUCCUUUGAACUGUUCCAGGCCCUGCCGGAUUACAGUCUGGGGCCUCAUUAUACUUCCCAAAAGGUGUCCAAUAGCCCGGAGAACCUUGAGGUCCUACAUGGCCCUUUGCCCAGCCUCUCUCCAUCGAGGGAUGCCAGCACUUGCUUCCUAGAAUCGCUCAUGGGCCUGUCGGAGCCAGCCACCGAUGUUCUGGCUCCCCUUCUGGAAAGCCAGUUUGAGGACACUGCCCUAGCACCUCUAGUGGAGCCUGUGCCCGUGUAAGGACUAAGGUGCCUUUUCCCUGCCCAAGAGCCCCGUUGCUUUUUGUGAUCUGGGGUGCUCUGUAGGGUCUGUAUGUAUGUAACAGUUUCCCAUGGGCUGGUCCUGGCCAUCAUGGCUGCUGUAUGGGCAACUCCCUAUUUUUACAUUAACACUCUGAAUUUAUUUAUUUUUAUUUUUUUCUGUACUGAAGAGAGGGUGAGGAGGGGAAUCCCUCUUACAUAUAGUGCCUGGUAUCUUCAUAUCCAAACAGAGGUCUUCUGCCUCCUAGUGUGUGCCAGGAGGAGCAAUAGGCAAUGGGGCUGUCCUGCCUCACAAACCCUGUUUCUGCAUCUGUGUGGUGCUCCUUGGCCCAAAGACAGUGAGACUGGGCUGAAACUAGGCACUUAAUGGCUUCCGAAGAACCAUGGGUGGCUAGACUUCUGGACUGUGAAGACUGUGUAAUUUAUUUCUGUAAUUUAUUUGGGGACUGACGCCACAUUGGCUGAGCCUCUCUGGUUGGUGGACAUUGUUGGGGGCAGAGUCCCUUUAGUGUCCCCUGCCUGGGCUUUGGUGUGGACCAGGUGUGUGUUUGAGCCUAUGGUCUCCUAUGUCAGCUGCCUGGCUACUGGAUAGUUAAGCAGGGCAGAGGCUGGGCUGACCAGCUGUGACCAAAACUCCCUCUACCCUACUGCACCCCUCUAUUUCCUGUCCCUGCCCAUAUCCCACUCACCAAGGCCAUGGGCUAUUAGACCCCUCAUGUAGGAUGGGGUGCCAGAGGUAUAAAGAGGGGCAAUGGGCCUGCCUCAGGACACGAAGCAUGCCCCAGAUCACUGUCUCAGGGCUUUCUAGGGAAUCCUGGCCCACCAUAUGUGCGCCCCCCCACCGCCCUGGGCCGUGCAAGGAGGGGUGGCUCUUGAGGGCUUUUAUGCCCUGCAUUAGCUGAUGUUGGAUUUUUAUGCAUUUUUAUAUUGUCUCUAAGUGUCAGAACUAUAAUUUAUUCAUUUCUCUGUGUGUCUGUGCCAAGAAACCCAGGCUCUGGGCCUGCCCCUGCUCAGGAGGCCUUGAUAGCCUGGGUGCUUGUGGGAACACAUUGUACCUGAGCUGACAGGUACCAAUAAAGAGGCUCUAUUUUUA